AUGACUCCUGGCAGCAUUACAGCUCUAAAAAUGUUCCAGGAAUACCUGCCAACUGAAGUGACUGUGGAAGCUGCACAUGCCUUGAAUUUAGCCAAAACUGUAUCAUGCUCAAGUUCAUGUCAGGACAUCAUUAUAAAAGCAUAUCCUGUGGAAAACACGGAAAUCAAACCAGUGAUCCAGCACAAUGAAGUACAGUAUAAUUCUCCAUACAAGCAGAUGGAAAGAUUUCCUUGCAACUUACUUAGUGUAAGAGUCAUACGUAUGAGGAAUGCCCGCCAAGCUGAUGCCUUAAGUCAAUCUGACUGUUACGUGACCCUCUGGCUACCAACUGCUACAUGUGAAAAGCUGCGGACCAAAACUAUUAAUAAUUGCAAGAAUCCUGUUUGGAAUGAAACUUUUUACUACAGGAUUCAAAGACAAGUGAAGAAUGUGCUGGAGUUUGCUGUUUACGAUGAGGAUGCCGUCAGUGCAGAUGACCACCUCUUCACUAUCCGCUUUGAUAUUGCUCGGCUUCCAGUUGGUGAAAGAGUUCUCAUGUAUUUUAAGUCUGACCCAAAGGCACAAGAAGAACUGGAAAUUGAAUUUUUAGUGGAACCUAUAUCAGAUCCUCCUGAAACCAUAAUUACAAAUGGAGUUCUAGUGUGUCGUGAGGUUUGCAAACUGGAAGCUGCAGUGGAUCAAAAGAAACGGCACAAGUCAAAGAAAGAUCUUUCACUUUCCAUAAAAGGAUCCUGUGAAGGCCAUCAUUUGUUUAAGCUGGGUUCAGAUGCCAUCGUCACACCCCCAUGUCCCACAGCAUUCCACUACAUCAAGUACAGGGAACCAACGUUGGAUGUGAUGCUACCAAAGACGAAGCCACGUUAUAAUCCUCGUACCUGUUCUUAUAGCACCAAAGAAGAUGUUCCACCUCUGAUGCUGAAUUCCCUGCCCGUAGGAGAGAAAGUGCCAAUAAUAGAGGAGAAAAGAUACAAUUUGCAUGUGAGAGUGGAUGAGUGUCAUUGUUCCUGUCCAGAAGACCUAGAUGUGCGCUUGGGAUAUGAUCUGUGCUCACAGGAAGAAGAGUUCUUAUGGAAACGAAAGAGGAGAGUUGCUCAAGCUUUGAAGCAGGUUCUCCAACUAGAUUAUGAUCUCCAAGAUCAUGAGGUUCCAGUGGUAGCAGUCAUGACAACAGGAGGUGGUACGAGAUCAUACACAACAACAUAUGGUUGUAUGAGUGGUCUCCAAAAAUUAAAUCUCUUAGACUGCAUAACAUACAUAUCUGGCUUGUCUGGCACUUCAUGGGCCAUGACACACAUGUAUAGAGAUGCUUAUUGGUCCCAGAAGGAUCUGUGUGAGAAAAUAGAAGAGGCUAAGAAACAAGUGACCAAAAGCAAAAUGGAAAUGCUUACUAUGAAUCGUAUGAAAUAUUAUCAUCAACAGCUGAAUCAACGGAAACAAGAAGGACAUAAGACAACUUUUAUAGAUCUUUGGGGACUCAUCAUAGAAUAUUUGUUAAAUGAUGGGAAAUGUAAUCACAGGCUCUCUGACCAGAGAGAAGCUUUGAUAGAUGCUCAGAACCCAAUGCCUAUUUAUGUAACUAUCAACAUCAAGGAUAAGUACAGCACUCAAGACUUCAAAGAGUGGGUGGAAUUUACUCCCUAUGAAGUGGGAUUUCUGAAAUAUGGAGCAUUUAUACCCACAGAGAACUUUGGAAGUGAAUACUUCAUGGGCCACCUGAUAAAUAAGCUUCCAGAAAGUCGCAUAUGCUACCUUCAUGGUAUGUGGAGUAGCAUAUUUUCAGUGAACUUGCUGUAUAUCUGGAACAGAGUAAGCAGUUCAGAAGAAUUCUGGCAUAGAUGGACUCAAGACAAGUUAAUAGACAUUGAUGAAGAGCCUAAUCUACCUACAAGACCAUAUGAGAUAAAGAGCCAUAUGUAUGUGCCAGCUGGAACCUUUGCCACCAGACUUCGAGGGGUCUUGACUGAUCGUCUUUCUGUUGCCCAGUAUCACAAUUUCCUGAAGGGUUUUCAGCUGCAUAACUGCUACUUGGAGAAUGAAUCAUUUCAAAGAUGGCAAGCGACAGUGUUGGAUCAUUGUCCCAAUCAACUGACAGAACAUGAAAACCACUUGGGAAUGGUGGAUGCUGGAUUUUUCAUCAAUACCAGCUGCCCACCACUUUUAAGGCCAGAGAGGAAAGUAGAUGUCAUUGUGCAUUUCAGUUAUAGUGCAGGCUCACAGACACUGCCUCUAGAACAUGCUUGCAAGUACUACAAAGCACAGGGAAUCCCAUUCCCAGAUGUUGUCCUUACAGAUGAAGACAAAAAACAUCUGAAAGAAUGCUACUACUUCAAUCAAACUGAUGUCCCUGGUUGUCCAAUCCUAGUCUUCUUUCCUUUAGUGAAUGACACCUUCCGAUUUUACAGAGCUCCUGGUAUACAGCGUUGUUCUGAUGCUGAGAUGGAUGCAGGAAAAGUUGAUGUUUCCACUUGGAAGACUCCAUACUCUACUUACUGCCUCCAAUACAGUGAUGAGAAUUUUGAUAAACUAGUCAACCUGAGUGAAUACAAUGUCUUGAAUAACCAAGAUUUGAUUUUGCAGGCUUUGCACGCAGCUGUGGAACGGAAAAGGCGCCAGCAACAUUGCUGAAUGCAUUAAUUCCCUCUUGUGUGAAAUACACAUCGAUGGUGUGUGUGUUUUGUUGUUUUUAAUCCCCAGAAUACAACAGGCAGGUCAGGAUUGAAAUAAAAGAUUAUCUAUAGAUAGUGGUUAAUUUGAAGGCCUUAGCGGGAUUGAUUUCACCUUUUGAAAUGAUGACUGUUUAAUGUUGUAGAUGGGAGGCUUUAA
Messenger RNA from Sceloporus undulatus (fence lizard), 2823 nucleotides. RefSeq names its product cytosolic phospholipase A2 epsilon-like. Lineage: Eukaryota; Metazoa; Chordata; Lepidosauria; Squamata; Phrynosomatidae. Bases 1 to 2625 code for a protein of 874 amino acids. Gene Ontology annotation, molecular function: calcium-dependent phospholipid binding; calcium ion binding. The transcript has 21 exons. Gene Ontology annotation, biological process: glycerophospholipid catabolic process. Gene Ontology annotation, cellular component: cytosol. The record is from RefSeq and is a predicted model, not a curated record.